Molecule: messenger RNA, 2725 nt
Organism: Paralichthys olivaceus (Japanese flounder)
Lineage: Eukaryota; Metazoa; Chordata; Actinopteri; Pleuronectiformes; Paralichthyidae
Source: RefSeq, a predicted model, not a curated record
AUGUUGUUCCUCGAGGCUGUUGGUCCGCUCGAUGCAUCUCGUGCACCCCUGGCUGUGAUCAGGACCAUGAAGAGGACAGAACUCAGCCAAGGCGAGAACUCAGGUGAAUGUUACCUGAUGGAGUGGUCAGACUGGAGCUCAUGUGUGAGCAUCUGCGUCAAAGAUGCAGGAGUGGACUUUGGCUCGGUUCAGGUUCGCUCUCGGGCCGUUUUGGCCCAGGAGCCUGAGAACCUGCAGCUGUGUCCGGACCAGGCGUGGGAGUCUCAGCCCUGCAGCGGGGGCGAAUGUUACGAGUACAAGUGGUUCAGCAGCAUUCGUCCAAACUCCACCCGCCCGCUUAUCUGGUGUCAGCGCUCCGACGGACUCAGCGUCACCGGAGGUUGUCCUCCCAUGAACCCUCCGAUGACCAACAGCUCCUGUGACCCUCUCUGUCUCAUGCCCAAGUCUUUCUGCAGCGAGGCUGGCAUCUGUAUGUGCGAGGAGGGCUUCACAGAGGUGCUGUCGUCCACCGGGCAGCUGGACCAGUGCGCCCCCAUCCCAGUCCUGGAGAUCCCCACAGCGGGGGACAAGAAGGGCGAUGUGAAGACCAGCCGUGCCAUUAACCCCACCCUGCCCAGCGCCACCCAGCCCGGACGCACGGGACGGACCUGGUACCUGCAGCCCUACGGACCAGAUGGGAAGCUGAAGAUGUGGGUGUACGGUGUAGCAGCUGGAGCGUUUGUGCUCCUCAUAUUCAUAGUGUCUAUGAUAUACCUAGCUUGCAAAAAGCCAAAGAGGCCUCAGAGACAGAGGCAACAAAACAACCGACUAAAACCUCUGACUCUCGCCUACGACGGGGAUACGGACAUGUAGCCCCCCUCUCCCUCCCCCCAGGAGACGCUUCCCCCGUCAUAGAACUUCAUCACGCCACCACAGUGAGGGACAUGGAUGUUUGCAGCUGGAAUGGACAUGUCACAGAGCGGAGAUCUUACACAAAUCCUCUUAACAGAGACACUAGUGAGUUUAACCAUUUCAAAUAGAGCAGCAAUCAGCCCCCCUCCCCCUUUUUCUGUGUGUUUUCUUGACUUUAUUUUCUUUCCCAUGAGCCUUCACGACCUCCACGAGUUCAACGAAAUGCCUUUUUCUGCCCCCGUGCGCGUCCACGUCCACGUCUCGGUAAUAAAACGGAUUGGCCAGGUGCAGGAGACGGACCCGGCUUUCUGCUGCCAUCUCUGAACGCGGCAGCAGCAGCAGCACAACCUCCAGCUCCCCCCCCCACCUCCCCCGUGCUUUUCUGCUUGUCCCUUAAAAUGCUGAGUCGCUGGAGGCUUAGGAUGCGCUGACGGUUCGUACGUUGCCAAAAGUCACCGCAGGGAGGAGGUGGAGGAGGAGGAGGAGGAGGAAAAUCUCCAUGAAUAGGUUUGGAUUCCUUUUUUGCAAUCCUCAACUGGGGUUUCACUCAAAUCUCUUUUGCAGUCUUGAACAAAAGGGAGGCAUUUCGUCCUUUUUCUUUCUGCUUGAUUCCGAGGCACACAGGCCUGUGUUCGUGGGAUAAACUGAUCUGCUCGAUGCUGAUGGAGGAGAAGCCUGCGAUCAGUUGUUGGUGGACACUCCUGCCUGCCUGCCUCCACCCUUUGCUUUGUUUCAGGCACUUACAUUGCACUAUAUUAGUGCAGCAUGAUAUGCACAUGUGACUUCUACCGUUUAUUGCCAUAAAACACUGCCUCUCUCUCAGACAGAACCACAGACAGAGGAACACCAGAACAUUCAGAGAAAAAAACCGCGGCAGCAGAGGAAGAAGUUUAGACAUGUCACAUUCUACAGAACAGGUGUGAAUCUCAAGUAAAUAUAUGUAUAGAUUUUAUUUCUCACCACGGAUUAUUUUUGGUUGUUGUAAAGUACCUUUUGUGGUUUGUAGGUUUCGUCCGGUGUUAUCACUGUUUUUCUGCCCAGAUGCAAUUAAACAUUUAAACUACGACGUCAGCAGGCGACUUGUUUUAACCACCUGCUUUAAAAGUUCUUUUUACAUGUAAGAAUUCAGAUUCAAUUCAAAUUCCUUUUUCUUUUUUUUUCUUUUUUUUUACCCGCAGGAGUGCAUCGUGGAAAAGUUUUAACGUGAUUAAAGAAAAAGAAACACCAAUAAAUUAUAAAUAAAUAUUUAAAACCAUUCAUGCAAAUGUCAUUUCUGCCUUACUGACAAUAACUGAAUACUAACCGUCCUGUAAUAGAGUUUUUAAUACUUGAAUGGGGCUCAAACAUCGUACACUGCAGCAUAUAGAUAUAUUAAAGGAAAAAUGUGCUUUUCUUUUUAAGGAAAAGUAUGAUUUUUAAAACUUUUUCAUGUGGUAGCUGUAUCAUAGUUCCUCUAUUAUGUUUCAGCCGUACUACAUGAGGUGAAAAAUGAAUUAAAAAAUAUCUGUACAAACAGAAAAUAUACAAUAUAUGAACAAUAAGACAGCAGCUUCUGCUGAGUAAAAAAAACUGGUGUGAAGAAUGUUUACUUUUUUUUGUUGUGGGAUUUUGUAAAUAACAGCAGUUUUUUUUAUUUUUUUUUGUCGGGGGGGAGAAAAUCUGAGUAAGUGUACAUUUAUUUUGUAUCACACAGAAAACGUUUAGUUUGACUAUUGCAAAGUGGGUGUAUGAUAUUUGCUGAUUGUCGUUAUCAUGAUGCAAGUUGUAUGUUGUGAAAAAAAAAGAGACCAUGAUGAAAAAGACGGCUCGUUUUGUACAGGUUGUUUAUAUGUUC